This is a messenger RNA of Hydractinia symbiolongicarpus, 1164 nucleotides long. Its product is annotated as somatostatin receptor type 5-like. Gene Ontology annotation, cellular component: membrane. Gene Ontology annotation, biological process: G protein-coupled receptor signaling pathway. Gene Ontology annotation, molecular function: peptide binding; G protein-coupled receptor activity. Lineage: Eukaryota; Metazoa; Cnidaria; Hydrozoa; Anthoathecata; Hydractiniidae. The coding region runs from base 1 to 1164 and encodes 387 amino acids. The transcript is spliced from 3 exons. The record is from RefSeq and is a predicted model, not a curated record.
AUGUUCUUAAACAGUUCCAUUGAAGUAAGCUUGAAACUGAAUACAACUGAAGACUACAGUUUAAACAUAUUUGAAUCUGAAGUUGUCAACAUACUGUUGAAAGUAUUGUACUCGCUGGUCAUUCUGUCAGCAGUAACAGCGAACGGAUUGGUUUUGUACUUAUUAAGAACUAGAAGAAUCAAGUCUUCAAAUUUCACAUAUUUAUUACAUCACUUGCUGAUUGCUGAUAUCUGUUCAUGUAUAUCUGUACUCCCUUACGUUUUUAUUGAUGUUCACAGAUUACACAUCACUGGAAAAAUCACAGGCAACGUCAUUUGUUGGAGCACAUUGGGAUUAUCCAUGUUUUACGCUACAGCAGGAAACCAGAUAUUUUUGGUUUGUUUUAUAAGUGUCUUUAGACUGUUUAAAAUGAAAUGGAAAACCAUCGCCGAUCAGUAUCUCAAGAAAUCUAACAUAAAAAAACUAGCAGCUUUUGCUUGGAUUGGUAACCUGUUAUUAACGAUACCGAAUAUGAUUUCAUGGAAAUUUAUGACAAAGUAUGGAUAUUGCAAACGAAAUUGGAGUAGGCCUAUAUUUGGUACUUUAUACACAUGUUCGUUCUUUGUGAUUGGUUUACUAAUACCGUCUGUAUUAUUUAUAGUAUGUUAUUUUCUAAUCAGCCAAGUCUUAAAGCAGCACCGAAACGAAACGAAUAUUAAACAUUCCCGAACACUUCAAUCGACAAGUAAAAUUAUAUACUUACUUCGCGUUCUCUUCAUAUCUUUCUUAAUAUGUUGGGCACCAUUGCUAACUUAUUUUGUACUAUCUACAGCAACUUCUUUAUUUCCAGAAGGAGUAAAAGGCGACCGCAUCAAGUUGAAGGUUAUCAGAGUAGCUGUGCUUCUGGCUGUUGUUAAUGCACUUUUAGAUCCUGUGUGUUUAUUUUUUCACUUAAAAGAACAUCGAAGUGCUGUUAAAAAACUUUGGACUGAGUGUCGGAGACAUACGAAACAUAGGAAUACAAUGAUGAAGAAUCAUCGCGCUAGUAAAUUGACAACAAAAAAAAACUACAUUAUUCGUGACGUUUCGGAUGUUCACACACCCAUUUUCAAGCAAUCAAAAACGAUAAUCUCUUCAGUUCCUAUUGGUGCUACUACUAACGUGGAUCCUGCAAAGGAAUCCUAG